Acanthoscelides obtectus is the source of this 2031-nucleotide messenger RNA. The record is from the annotation of a GenBank genome assembly. NCBI's taxonomy places the organism in Eukaryota, Metazoa, Arthropoda, Insecta, Coleoptera, Chrysomelidae.
CUAGGAUUGGAAAAUAUAAUUGUUGGAUCACUGUAUAGAUCUCCGAACGGUAGCAUGGACUUAUUUUUCCAAUUUUUUGAGGAAUUACUGGAAGAUGAUUUGAUUACAACUCAUCAAAGUAUUUUUUUGGGAGAUUUUAAUAUUCGCUUAGAGACCGAGAACCCAAGCCAAAAAAAAUUAAUAAACAUGGUAUCAGAUGCAGGAUUUACACAAAUAGUUCAAGAGUUCACUAGAGUGACAAAUACGUCAGCCACCCUGAUUGAUUUAAUUGUGACUAACAAUUACUUGCUUGAAGAAAUCACGGGUGAUUUUCCACAAAUUUCAGAUCAUCGAAUUAUAGGCUGCGUAUUGGAUGUGCAACAUGAGAUUAAAACAGAGGAAAUGAAAUAUAAACGAAAAUUUAAUAAGGAAAAUAUUAACACUAUUAUAGCUGAACUCUACGGAAAAGAUUGGGACUAUUCAACAACAGAUGUGGACCUAUUAUAUGAAAAGUUUAUGAAAAAUAUUACAGAAACUAUAAAUAAAGUUGUACCUCUUGAAAAAACUCAAACCCGCAAACAACCGUGGAUUAAUAGGUUCGUAAUCCAAGCCCGAAGAGACAGGGACGAAGCUUAUAAAAAGUUUAAAAUAACCAAAUUAAAUUCAGACUGGAAUCUGUAUAAGAAAAAAAGGAACAUUUACGCUCGUGUUAUUCGAAACGAAAAGAAAAAAUAUUAUGAAAUUACUAUUGACCAAUGCAAGGGGGAUAGCAAAAAAAUGUGGCAAACUUUAAAGCAAGUUGUAGGCAGCAAAAACAAGAAUGUUCUGUCAUAUGAUAAUAUGGAAUUUGAGGAAGAUGCUGGAUCUGUUCAAGACAAUUUUAACAAUUUUUAUGCAAAAAGCAUAAAGGAAAUAGCCGACAAAAUACCAAAAGUUGCACCGACAUUUCAAGAAUUGCCACAGUUAAGUGAUGGUCUGUCAAGCUUCAACACUAUAAGCAUUGAUCAACUUAGAAAAAGGGUAGUGGAACUUAAAAACAAGUCAACAGCGGAUGAUAUUUGUACUGUUAAGUUUUUGAAAACGGCUUUUUGUGUACUCGGAUACCCUUUACUUCACUUGAUCAAUGCAUCCCUUACAACAGGAAAAGUUCCAAAAGCAAUAAAAACUAGUGUUAUAGUGCCUAUUCCAAAAGUGUCCUCACCAAAUAAACCUGCACAAUACCGACCCAUUAACUUGUUACCAGUGAUAGACAUAAUCUUGGAAACCGAGGUUUGUGCGCAGUUACGGGAGUUUCUGGAGGCAAGAAAACUGUUGUUUAAGGGACAGUCGGGAUUUCGGGAAAAACACUCGUGCGAGUCGGCGCUGCAGUAUGUGUGUUCGAAAUGGCGUUCAUACAUUCAUGACGGGAAUAUUGUGUUAAGUGUAUUCAUCGACCUUCAACGUGCAUUUGAGACUAUUGAUAGGAAAAGACUGAUCCAGAAAUUGCAGACCUAUGGGAUUACAGACAGUGCACUAAAAUGGUUUAUGAACUACUUGAAAGACCGUUGUCAUGUGACGAAGAUUAAUAACGUGGCGUCAAAUUCAAUUGAUAGUGAAAUUGGGGUACCUCAGGGUAGUGUGUUGGGCCCGCUUUUGUUCCUACUUUAUAUAAAUGACUUGAACAGGGUUUUAGUAAAUACAUUUCUGAGCUUAUUUGCAGACGAUACAUUGCUUUAUGUGUACGGUAAGGAUUUUAGACAAGUUGUAGAUAGUAUAAACUCAAUACUGGAAAUUUUGUAUAACUGGUUAUGUGUGAAUAGGCUUAAGUUGAAUGUAGAAAAAACAAAAUACAUGGUCUUUGGGACAAAGCAGAACUGUAACACAUUUUUAGAAAAGAAAUUUUGUAUUGAGAUAGAUAAUAUUCAAAUUGAAAGUGCAUCUAGUAUGAAGUAUUUGGGCGUAGUUUUAGAUCCUCAGCUAAAUUUUUCAUUGCAUGUUGAUUAUGUUAGUAAAAAAAUUGGGAAAAAAAUAGGAUUUUUUAGGCGAAUAUCUGAGUCGUCUUCUUGUAUAUAA